Messenger RNA from Erigeron canadensis, 3858 nucleotides. RefSeq names its product pentatricopeptide repeat-containing protein At1g62260, mitochondrial-like. Gene Ontology annotation, molecular function: RNA binding; protein binding. Bases 84 to 2954 code for a protein of 956 amino acids. NCBI's taxonomy places the organism in Eukaryota, Viridiplantae, Streptophyta, Magnoliopsida, Asterales, Asteraceae. Gene Ontology annotation, biological process: RNA modification. The transcript is spliced from 3 exons. The record is from RefSeq and is a predicted model, not a curated record.
AGUCGAUCCAAAACUGUAAAUUAGAUGAGGCAAGGAAGAUUUUUGACAAAUCUAGGCACAAAGAUACAUAUACAUGGAAUAUAAUGUUAGAUGGGUAUGUUAAAAAGCGAGAUAUCGCAAAUGCACGCCAAAUGUUUGAUGAAAUGCCUGACAGAGAUACUGUUUCUUGGAACACAAUGAUAAAGGGUUACAUUUUAUUGUCUGAUAUGAAACAAGCUUUUAGCUUGGUUAAAGAAAUGCCGAACCCUGACGUGUAUACAUGGAAUCAGUUUAUUUUGUGGUUUUCCCAGAGAGGGAAAGUUGAUGAAGCUUUUGAAUUUUUUGAAAGAAUUCCGGCAAGGGAUAGAAAUACGGUUUCUUGUAAUUUGAUGUUGGGUGCUUAUGUGGGAGGGAAGGAGAUUGUGAAAGCAAGGAAAUUGUUUGAUGAUAUACCGGAGAAAGAUGGGGUGUCGUGGAAUACUAUGAUUUCGGGGUAUUUUGGUUGUGGGUGGUUGGAUGAGGGGAAGAUGCUGUUUGAUGCAAUGCCGUGUAAAGAUGGUGUUUCUUGGAAUACGGUUAUUAGGGGGUAUAUGGAGAAUGGAAGGAUGGAUGAAGCUUUGAAGGUGUUUGAUAUGGCGCCGAAUAAGGAUGCUGUUUCUUGGAAUACGGUUAUUGGUGGGUAUGCAAAAAAUGGAAAGAUGGAUGAAGCUUUGAAGUUGUUUAAUCGGGCGUUAGACAAAAAUGCUAUUUCUUGGAAUACUAUGGUUUUUGGGUUUUUGAAGAAUGGUGAUUUAGAGAAUGCAGUUGGGUUGUUCAAGAAAGCGCCUGAGCCAUAUGCUGCUUCUCUGGGUGCACUUGUGUCGAGUCUUGUUCAGAAGGGAGAGUUGGAUGAAGCUCAAAAGAUUCUGCUUGAGAGUUCCUGUAUGGAUGAUGAUAGAGUAAAUUUGGUUCAUAGUUAUAACGUUUUGAUUGGUGGGUUUGUAAGGAGAGGAAGGAUUGAAGAUGCUAGGCGUAUUUUUGAUCUAAUCCCGUUGUCUAAAAGGAAUAUGGUAUCAUGGAAUAGAAUGAUAAAUGGUUAUAUUGAAGUGUCUGACAUGGAAGAAGCUUCUACUUUGUUUAACAAAAUGCCAAAUCCUGAUGUAUAUUCAUGGAAUUUAUUGAUUUCAGGGUUUACUCGGAGGGGUAAAGUGGAAAAAGCUUGUGAAUAUUUUGAAAGGAUGCCUAAUAGAAACACAGUAACUUGGAAUAUAAUGUUGAAUGCGUAUGUUAGGAUGAGGGAUAUAGUGAAAGCACGGCAACUCUUUGAUGAAAUGGCUGAAAGAGAUACGGUGUCCUGGAACACAAUGCUUUCCGGGUAUGUUGGUUGUCGGCGUUUAGAGGAGGCAAAGGUCUUGUUUGACUCGAUGCCAUGUAAAAAUAUUGUUUCUUGGAACACAAUUAUUAGUGGGUUCGCAAAGAAUGGAAGGAUAAAUGAAGCUUUGAGUCUCUUUAAUCAGGCGCCAGAUAGAAAUAUUGUUUCUUGGAAUGCGAUGGUUACAGGUUUCUUACAAAACCGUGACUUGAGGAAUGCAGUCGGGUUUUUCAAAAAGAUGCCAGAACGAGAUGCUGCUUCUCUUAGUGCACUUAUAUCGGGUCUUAUUGAUAAUGGGGAACUGGAAGAAGCUGAAAAGAUUCUGUUGGAAAUUUCGCUUGAGAAUGAUGAUAGACUAGACAUGGUACAUGCUUUUAACACUUUGAUAGCUGGGUAUGGCCGGAACGGAAGGAUUGAAGAUGCUAGACGCAUUUUUGAUCAAAUCCCAUCUUACCAUGAUCACAUGAGAUCUGAUAGGUUUAAAAGAAAUGUCGUGUCAUGGAAUACUAUGAUUAUGUGUUAUGUGAAAGCCAAAAAUGUUUAUUCUGCCAGAAUUCUAUUUGAUGAGAUGACUGAGAAGGACACAUUCUCAUGGAAUACAAUGAUAAAUGGUUACAUCGAAGUGUCUGAUAUCGAAGAAGCUUGUAGUUUGUUCAUGAAAAUGCCAAACCCUGAUAUAUAUACAUGGAAUUCCUUGAUAUCAGGGUUUUCUCAGAUGGGUAAAGUGGAACAAGCUUGUGAACUUUUUGAAAGAAUGCCCCAAAGAAACCGAGUUUCUUGGAAUUCCAUCAUAGCCGCUUGUGAGAAAAAUAGGCAGUAUACAGAAGCAAUAGAGCUAUUUAUUAAAAUGCAAUUAGAUGGAGAAAAACCAGACAGACACACUUUGUCGUCCCUUCUGAGUGCUUGUGCUGAAAUUGCUGAUAUACAACUGGGUAUACAGAUACAUCAGCAAGUCACUAAGGUUGUUGCUCCAGACGUACCCUUAUAUAACUCUCUUGUUACUAUGUAUGCCAGAUGUGGAUCUAUAACAGAGGCUAAUGCAAUCUUUGAUGAGAUGAAAUUUUGUAAAGAUGUGAUUUCGUGGAAUGCUAUGAUUGGUGGAUAUGCCGCUCACGGAUAUGCAACAAAGGCCUUAGAAAUUUUUGGACUAAUGAAGAAGGCAUUAGUGAAGCCAACACAUAUAACCUUUAUAUCUGUUUUGAGUGCAUGUGCAAAUGCUGGUUUAGCCGAAGAAGGCCGUCUGCACUUUAAAUCCAUGGUUAAUGAAUUUGGUAUUGAACCCAGGGUAGAACAUUAUGCCACCCUUGUGGAUAUCAUGGGUCGAAAUGGACAACUAGAGGAGGCCAUGGAUGUGAUUAAAGGAAUGACUAUUGAACCAGAUAAGGCAGUGUGGGGUGCAUUACUGGGUGCUUCUAAAGUGCAUAAUAAUAUGAAGUUAGCUCGGGUUGCAGCUGAAGCUUUAAUACGUCAUGAACCUGAAAGCUCUACAGCGUAUGUUUUGUUACAUAAUAUGUAUGCUGACACUGGGCAAUGGGAUGAUGCAACAGAAAUCAAGGAAUUUAUGAAGAAAUAUAAUAUUAAAAAGGCAGCAGGGUACAGCCUGGUGGAAUCAAAUUUCAGAUGAUUUCUACACUUAUAAUGAAGUUGAAUUGGAGUUUUAAUUAUAAUCUGUAGCCAGCUAGCAUUGUGGCUAGCUGCAAUAUCUUGAGCAAGUUUUGCAUUUAUGUGAUCUCCAAGAAAAUGACAUGCCUAAAGUCAAUCCAGUACAUUUAAGCCAAUAGGCUUAUCUGAAUCAUGGACCCUUAAGCUGGGAUAAUGAAAUGACGAAUGAUGGACACAGAUGUAUUAAUAUAAUUCAGGGAGACGAUACUAUGCAGAACCGGACAUUUUCAAGCACGUUCUGGUCCAGGUGGGUGUUAUUGCGGGCUUGUCGGGUCAAAAUUUGCACACAAAAAAAGGCGAUUUCCUUACUAUGAUACUUCGAUUCAAACGUCCUUUACAAAGCUCUCUUAGGACGUGUUUUUUAAUAACUACAACUCCGAGUACUGAACUAGCAGUAAGGCGGCGAUGAUAUAAAAGUGGAAGUGGAUCAUUCCCUGUCUCUAUCGAUUUCUCAAGAAACACUAAAUUCUAGUUUUCCAAUAGACUACACACUCCAGAUAAUACCAUUGGAAAAUUAUUUAUAAGUCAAAUCAGAGAACUGUGUUUACUAAUUCUAGAGGUGGCAAGAUGGAUGGGUUUUGAAGCAAGUCAAUACAAGUACAGGUUGAACAAGUUGGAUUGGGUUGACCCACAACUACUUUGUUGUUCAUCAUUGUAAUUUUACUCAUUAUUUUAAUCUUAUUUUGAAAGGCAAAGAAGUACAUACCUAAUUACCUAUUUUAUACACCAAAGUGAGACUUGAACCCACAACCUCAUGGUUUAUGGGUCACACCCCAUCGUUGUAAAUUGCUUUAUAAACAAACAAUCUGUUUAUUACCCUUAGAAAACAAAUGAUCACUUGUACAAAUCGUUACAGUGCCAAAUCU